GCCAAGUUCCUCUUCAUCGAGCUCCCUCAAUUCAUCUCGUAAAUACUAUUGUUCAGUUUACCCUCUCUAUAACUUUGUUUUUGUUCUCAUUCUCAUAGACAUGGCGCCGAAAGCUGAGAAGAAGCCCGCCGAGAAAAAGCCAGUAGCGGAGAAAGCCCCAGCGUCGGCAGAGAAGAGGCCGAAGGCUGAGAAAAAGAUCUCUAAAGAUAGCGGAGAUAAGAAGAAGAAGAAGAUCAAGAAGAGCACCGAGACGUACAAGAUUUAUAUUUUCAAGGUGUUGAAGCAGGUUCACCCUGACAUCGGGAUCUCGAGCAAAGCCAUGGGGAUUAUGAACAGUUUCAUCAACGAUAUCUUUGAGAAACUGGCUCAGGAGUCUUCUAGAUUGGCUAGGUAUAACAAGAAGCCGACGAUCGCAUCGAGGGAGAUCCAGACGGCGGUGAAAUUGGUUUUGCCUGGUGAACUGGCGAAACACGCCGUCUCUGAAGGAACCAAGGCGGUUACUAAGUUUACAAGUUCUUAGAAUUGUGUAUUCUUUUUCAAUUGAAAUUGGGAUUUAAUUAGCGGGUUUUAGGGUUUUUAUUUUUUGAAUAAUGGUGGUAGUGCUGUAGUUGGGAUAGAGAGGUAAACUGUUUUAUGGAUACAAUAAUGAUAGUUACUAUUUGAAAUAGUUUUAUCUA
This is a messenger RNA of Gossypium raimondii (Peruvian cotton), 677 nucleotides long. Its product is annotated as histone H2B. Lineage: Eukaryota; Viridiplantae; Streptophyta; Magnoliopsida; Malvales; Malvaceae. Gene Ontology annotation, cellular component: nucleosome. The transcript has a single exon. Gene Ontology annotation, biological process: nucleosome assembly. The coding region runs from base 101 to 520 and encodes 139 amino acids. Gene Ontology annotation, molecular function: protein heterodimerization activity; structural constituent of chromatin; DNA binding. The record is from RefSeq and is a predicted model, not a curated record.